Molecule: messenger RNA, 2403 nt
Organism: Brassica oleracea var. oleracea
Lineage: Eukaryota; Viridiplantae; Streptophyta; Magnoliopsida; Brassicales; Brassicaceae
Product: probable pre-mRNA-splicing factor ATP-dependent RNA helicase
Exons: 7
Coding region: 92-2248 (718 amino acids)
Cellular component (GO): intracellular anatomical structure
Molecular function (GO): RNA helicase activity; RNA binding; ATP binding
Source: RefSeq, a predicted model, not a curated record
GAAACUUCCAUAAUUUAUCUUUAGACGCCGCCCCUCUCUUUCUCUUUAAAACACACGCCGAACCCUAGACUUUUCAUAAUUUAUCUCAUUCAUGGGUACGGAGAGAAAGAGGAAAGUCACCUUAUUCGAUGUCAUGGACAAUCCAUCAGCUCCGAAGGUCGCCAAAUUCAAUGGUCUCGGCGACGUUGGAAUCAACAAAUGGAACGGGAAACCGUAUUCAGCUAAGUACUACGAGAUACUUGAGAAACGGAGGACUCUGCCAGUGUGGUUGCAGAAAGAGGAGUUCCUCAGUACGUUAAAAAACAAUCAAACGAUAAUUCUCGUUGGAGAGACUGGUAGUGGUAAAACCACUCAGAUUCCACAGUUUGUUAUUGAUGCUGUUGAUGCUGAGAGUUCGGAUAGGAAGUGGUUGGUUGCUUGCACACAGCCUCGUAGAGUUGCUGCCAUGUCUGUGUCCCGUCGUGUCGCUGAUGAGAUGGAUGUUGCUAUUGGGGAAGAAGUUGGUUACAGCAUUCGUUUCGAGGAUUGUAGCAGCCCCAGAACGGUCCUCAAGUACUUGACUGAUGGUAUGCUUCUGAGAGAAGCAAUGGCAGACCCUCUUCUAGAGAGAUACAAAGUGAUUAUUCUCGACGAGGCUCACGAGAGAACUCUCGCCACGGAUGUACUCUUUGGUCUUCUGAAAGAGGUGUUGAGGAAUAGACCUGAUCUCAAGCUGGUUGUCAUGAGCGCAACUCUAGAAGCCGAAAAGUUUCAAGAGUAUUUCAGCGGCGCGCCUCUGAUGAAGGUUCCCGGUAGGCUUCACCCCGUGGAGAUCUUCUACACUCAGGAGCCUGAGAGAGACUACCUCGAGGCUGCUAUUAGGACUGUUGUGCAGAUACACAUGUGCGAGCCUCCUGGUGAUAUUCUUGUCUUCUUAACUGGAGAGGAGGAGAUCGAAGACGCAUGCCGCAAAAUCAACAAAGAGGUCGGUAAUCUCGGCGAUCAAGUGGGGCCUGUCAAAGUCGUGCCACUGUACUCGACUCUCCCGCCAGCGAUGCAGCAGAAGAUAUUCGAUCCUGCUCCAGAGCCUGUGACAAAAGGUGGUCCUCCUGGGAGAAAGAUUGUGGUGUCGACCAAUAUUGCCGAGACCUCUCUAACCAUUGAUGGGAUUGUCUACGUCAUUGACCCUGGCUUCGCCAAGCAGAAGGUCUACAACCCCCGUAUCCGUGUUGAGUCAUUGCUUGUGUCGCCGAUAUCAAAGGCGAGCGCUCACCAGAGAUCAGGUCGUGCCGGUAGAACGCGGCCCGGAAAGUGUUUCAGGCUUUACACGGAGAAGAGUUUCAACAAUGACUUGCAGCCGCAGACGUAUCCUGAGAUAUUGAGGUCGAACCUUGCGAACACGGUGCUGACACUGAAGAAACUGGGGAUAGACGACUUGGUGCACUUUGAUUUUAUGGAUCCUCCUGCGCCUGAGACACUGAUGCGAGCCUUGGAGGUUUUGAAUUAUUUGGGAGCACUGGAUGAUGAAGGAAACUUGACGAGGACGGGUGAGAUUAUGAGCGAGUUCCCCUUGGAUCCGCAGAUGGCAAAGAUGCUGAUUGUCAGUCCUGAGUUCAACUGCUCAAACGAGAUCCUCUCCGUUUCGGCAAUGCUAUCAGUACCGAAUUGCUUUCUACGGCCUAGAGAGUAUCAAAAAGCAGCAGAUGAAGCUAAAGCCAAGUUUGCACACAUUGAUGGAGACCACCUCACGUUGCUGAACGUCUACCACGCUUUCAAGCAAAACAAUGAAGACCCGAACUGGUGCUAUGAGAACUACAUCAACAACAGGGCAAUGAAGUCUGCGGACAAUGUUAGACAGCAGCUGGUCAGGAUAAUGUCAAGGUUCAAUCUGAAGAUUUGCAGCACUGAUUUCAACAGCCGCGACUACUACAUCAACAUAAGAAAGGCCAUGCUUGCCGGUUAUUUCAUGCAAGUGGCGCACCUAGAACGCGCUGGGAGUUACUUGACCGUCAAAGAUAACCAAGUGGUUCAUUUACAUCCAUCCAAUUGCUUGGAUCACAAACCGGAGUGGGUAAUCUACAACGAGUAUGUUUUGACUACAAGGAACUUCAUCAGAACUGUGACUGACAUUCGCGGUGAAUGGCUAGUAGACGUAGCUCCUCAUUACUACGAUCUUACCAACUUCCCCAACUGUGAGGCGAAACGUGUCCUCGAGAAGCUUUAUAAGAAAAGAGAAAGGGAGAAGGCAGACAGCAAGAACCGCAAGUGAAAGGAUCGUCGUCAUCCGAUGUUUUGUCUUUACUGAAACGUUUGUUUACUUUAAUUGAUUUUCAAAUGUGUUAUCAAUGAAUCUGACUAUUUAAGACCAGACACACACAAACGUUUUUACUUAAACUAGUCGAAGUUAUCAUCAUUCUGCGAACA